Messenger RNA from Hyposmocoma kahamanoa, 935 nucleotides. Its product is annotated as hemolymph lipopolysaccharide-binding protein-like. Bases 144 to 884 code for a protein of 246 amino acids. The record is from RefSeq and is a predicted model, not a curated record. Lineage: Eukaryota; Metazoa; Arthropoda; Insecta; Lepidoptera; Cosmopterigidae. The transcript is spliced from 5 exons.
AUGACUAUGAUGAUGAACAAUUCGGAACACAUUAUGAGUAUUAUUAUCAACAAGUACCAGCUAAUUGGCGAGAGGCAAGACUGAGAUGUCAUCUGAACGGAUCAAAGCUAGCGUCUCCUCUGAAUUCAAGAUUCGUGAAAAACAUGAAAAAUUUGGCAAAGACUAGUGUUCAUGGAGUUUUUACGGGUAUUCACUCUACAUUUUCCAGAGGCGACUAUUUUUCCGUGGAAGGUGUUCCUCUUGCUAAGAUUACUCACGUCUGGAGCAAAGGCGAGCCCGACAAUGAUCAGGAUCGAGAAGGUUGCAUAGUAAUGUCUGCUGAUGGCACUUUUGCUGACAAGAAUUGUUCAGGGACUUUCCCGUACAUAUGUUAUAAGAAAUUCUCAAAAAGAACUGUAUGCGGCACUUCGGAUCUAUCCUACAUUCUGGAUAAUAGAACCGGCAGUUGUUACAAGUUCCAUCAGUUCCCUCGUACCUGGUCUCGAGCUUACAUGACCUGUGCUGCCGAAAACGCAUAUCUUGCAGUCAUCAACUCUGAAACCGAAGGAAAGGCGUUGGGUGAAUUGUUCUUGAAAAAGGGAAAACCUUUACCAUAUUCUGGUGAAUACUACUGGGAUACCGCCCAUAUUGGAUUCCAUGAUUGGGGCGAACAUGGCGGACAAUGGAUUACUGUUCAUGGUGACAACCUUAAAGAUGCUGGCUACGACAAGUUCAACCCUGGAGAGCCAAACAACUACAGUAUCUAUUUCAUGAAUAGCAUUAUGUACGAGUUUUGCGGCGGGAUAACUAAAGUAGGUACCCUGGACGACAUGUGGUGUGAACGCAGAGCGCAAUUCAUUUGUGAAAUGCAACCUGAGGACUUCUUGUCUUCUGAUGAGGAUUGAUUAUUGCUUUUUCACUCAGGGUUGGACCCCACUUGUUAGCAUGCUUCUGUG